CAUACAUAUAAACGAUAAAUUGUCAUAAAAGGAAAAAUUUGUUUAUCAGAUUAAAAUAGCGUUAUUUCGUUUGGAAGAUUUACAGUGUAACCGGCUUCAAAAUCACGGGAAUUAAAUGCGUUUUUACAAAUUGAGGUAAAUUGACCAGUCAACAAACCCCGAAUUUGGCCAAAGAUAUAAUUAUUUUUAUCAGAUUAAAGUUGUACUUAAAUUUGUGUUCUUUUUUCAGAUUUUCUUAUAAAACUUUUUCAAGAAUCAAGAACAUAAUCAAAGAUGAACUCCUUUAAUACCAUUACGCAUUUUAAACGAUUCCAAAAGUUGUUGAUCAUUCCGUUGAUAGCAACAGUUCUGGUCCUUUAUUCUAUUUUUAUUAUUAUUAAUACACCUCAAACAUCAUCAGCAGAAUUAAUGAUUGACACACCUCAGACAUCAACAGAGACUGUGAUGCGAGAAUAUAUUGAAAAAUUACCUUUACUCUGGGACAGUGGAGGUUGGAGUAUAGUAGAUAUACAACAAAGAAAAAGAGAACCGGCAAACCAUUUUCAACAACUUAGAAAUAUUUCUAUUCAUUUACCAGAAGGUCAUCUAUUCGGAAAAUUAGAACCUAGUUCAGAAAAUAGAACAACUAAUUCUAAUAUUAUUAUAUAUAAUAGGGUACCAAAAUGCGCCUCUACUUCAAUUAAUAAUCUGAUAGGCAAACUGUCCAAAUUAAACAGAUUUGGUGUCCAGCAUUCUUCUGUUUAUCAUAUUAAAGUGACAAGUUUUGAGGAAAACAUCAAACUGGCUUCAUCCUUCAGGAAAAUUAGUGAAUCAGGAGAGAAGGUCGUCUUUGAUCGACAUUUUUACUACGUGGACUGGAAACGGUUAGGCAUACAACCGAUACUCAUUAAUAUGAUUCGUGAACCAGUGGAACGUGUUAUUUCACAAUUUUAUUAUCUUCGAAGCAAAGGAAGAUGGAAUAAAUUGGUGGAAAGACCUGCUAGAAGUUGGUUUGAAAAGGAUUUAGAAGUUUGUGUGUUAAACCAAGAUCCUGAAUGUCAGUAUGAUAAAGUUCAAGAGUUGCAGAUAACCUACUUCUGUGGAACUGAAUGGGAAUGCGGAGAUGGUCAAUCUUGGAAAGCAUUACAGAAAGCAAAGUACAACAUUGAGCAUGAAUAUAGUGUAGUUGGUAUCUUAGAGAACUUUAACGCAUCACUUGCAGUUUUGGAAGCAUUCAUUCCAGGAUUCUUUGCCGGUGCUUCCAAAAUUUCAGAAAGAAAAAGAAGCUCUGACCAUAAUUCUAAUCCGCAUCCUAGACCCUCUUCUACAGUUAUUCAAGAGAUAAGGAUAAGAUUGGGUAAUGAGCUGGAACUUUAUAACUUUAAUAUUGUCAGGAUAAGAUUGGGUAAUGAGCUGGAACUUUACAACUUUAAUAUUGUCAGGAUAAGAUUGGGUAAUGAGCUGGAACUUUACAACUUUAAUAUUGUCAGGAUAAGAUUGGGAGAUAUCCACGCUGAACCUGGAUCUGGUUACAUUAAAGGAGAUAUACACGCUAAACCUGGAUCUGGUUACAUUAAAGGAGAUAUCCACGCUGAACCUGGAUCUGGUUACAUUAAAGGUCUCAAAUGA
Messenger RNA from Eurytemora carolleeae, 1608 nucleotides. Its product is annotated as uronyl 2-sulfotransferase. NCBI's taxonomy places the organism in Eukaryota, Metazoa, Arthropoda, Copepoda, Calanoida, Temoridae. The record is from RefSeq and is a predicted model, not a curated record. The coding region runs from base 274 to 1608 and encodes 444 amino acids. Gene Ontology annotation, molecular function: sulfotransferase activity. The transcript is spliced from 18 exons. Gene Ontology annotation, cellular component: membrane.